Verruconis gallopava is the source of this 6141-nucleotide messenger RNA. RefSeq lists its product as uncharacterized. Gene Ontology annotation, biological process: establishment of protein localization to chromatin; replication-born double-strand break repair via sister chromatid exchange; establishment of mitotic sister chromatid cohesion. Gene Ontology annotation, molecular function: chromatin binding. The record is from RefSeq and is a predicted model, not a curated record. The transcript has 3 exons. NCBI's taxonomy places the organism in Eukaryota, Fungi, Ascomycota, Dothideomycetes, Venturiales, Sympoventuriaceae. The coding region runs from base 110 to 5941 and encodes 1943 amino acids. Gene Ontology annotation, cellular component: Scc2-Scc4 cohesin loading complex.
CCUGCGCCGACUUCGCCUCCGAUGGCGUCCUCCCACGGCUGACACCCUUAUCUCCUACACGAUCGCGUAUGUUGGACCUUCGGCUGUCGGCAUCACGACGUCGCCCACCAUGAAUCCCUUUGCGAAUUCACCCAUGUUCGGUGGUUCUGGCUGGAGGCAGCCCAGCCAUUCGAUGCAGUACAGUACUGCCCCUCAGUACCACACGCAUGGCGCGACGAGCAGCAGCAGCGACAGCAACAGCCAGACGCCCCAGUACAGCUCCAAGUACCGCGCGCCCACGGUCCUGGAGGCUCUGCCUUUCACACCACUGACGAGCGUUGUCCCCGUCACCCCAGAUUUGCUCACAAUACCAACACCUGCGUCGUCUUCAAGGCCAAGCCUUUUCGCAAACGAGGAGCAACGUCGGCUCGCUAGAUCGCAGCUGGAAUCCCUAGACAGGGAGGCGGCAAGCAAUUCGGAGCUUCACGUUCAGUGCUUACAAAAGGUCAACCAGCUACUCAAAGGGACAAAUUUGACGACAUACGACUUCAAGCUUCCCAGCCAUCCUGGUCCGCCUCGACCGAGCAAACAACAAAUCCAAGCUCAGGAAGAGCGGCAUUCAAACCUGGGUCCGUUCGCUCGUGCUGUCCUAAACAGUGCGAAAGUGCCGUAUCGUUAUUCAAACCCAGUGGAAUCAACAGCCUCACCUUCAGCUAACACAGCCACGACCUUGCCAGACUCACCAUCCAGGAGACAUGUAAACCAAACUAAGGACAAAAUUAAGACAGCGCCGCGUUUGCCGCCUCAGCGCAGUGGCGACACGCAGGGCGAAACAGUCGUCGCACCUCCGAAAAACAAGAUGGUCUUGGAUCGCAUCGAAGUCUCCCCCCGUCAAUCGCACAGCUUGCUCCCUUACACCACAUCAAAGCCAACUCUCUCGGCACCUGCUCCUGAAAUGCCUCUGACGAUUGAUCCAAGAGAACUUCAACGUCCUCAGCCUUUUUCAACGCAAGUACAGAACAACUUUUCCUAUCAGCAAAACCAAGUUGUCUCCGCUAUUCCCGCAUCAUCAUCACAGCUCUCCACGCUCGCGUCGUCGCAAUUCUCAACACCAACCCGACAAAGUGCUACUCCUCCACCCAUGUCGCAACCACCGACACCAGCGCCUGCUGUGGUGAUUUCUGCGCCCGCCCCAACCAUGCAACGUUCAGACUACCAGGACUUUUCGUCUGUCAGGCAGGACUCUGCCGUGGGUCAGAAGCGGAAGCGCGAAGUCAACGAUGAGGGACUGGAUAUUUGCAUUGAUCAACGUGCUCGAUCUGAAGAAUCAUUGAAGGCGCUCGAGCGGACGAUGUAUGAGAUUGGAAGCAUGGAAGAAAAACUGCGGAACAAGGUUGCAUACGACACAUCCUUCUACUUCGCACAGACCGCGUACAACGAAGAGGAUACUCUCAUCCUGACUCGUCAAAUCCAAGAACGACUUGAAGCUGCCAUUGUCAAGGCUGUCGAUUCGUCAUGCUUCAACAAAGCGCCUGUUUCUAGCCUGGUCAAGAUGCAGAAGUUAUGUGAAAGCACUUUGAGCUUGAUCGAGGCUUUAGCGCUUUCUAUUGACUCAGAAGCCUCAUCAGAAGACGUUGAAGAGUGGCUGCAACGUGUUAGGUUAACCGAGAACUCUCUUCAAGCAGCUCGAAUCCUCCUUCGAAUCCUAACUGCCGGCCGUGAGGAUAAGGAACUUUACUCAGAAAACUCCCUGCAAACAAUUGCCGAGUGCCUGGACCUUGUCAUGAAUAGAGCCAUCAUUCCGGUUGUCGAAUGUCGUAACUCCGGCAAUGAAGAAGGCCUGUUCAAGAUAUAUUCCGCUAAUCGCAAGCCGCUCAGCUCGUUGUUCAACAUGUAUGGCCAAACGCUACGGCUUCUGAGUGACUUGGUUGCCAAGGUGGAUGUCGAUGCGGUUAUCUCCAAAAUUCAGGAUAUAUCUACGAAGUUGAUCUUCGUCGAAAAUGCGUACACAGACAAAGAUUCCACCCUUGGAAUAGCCCGCUUCGAGAAGCUAAGAACGAGAGCAAUGCACGUUGUUGCAUCUAUCUACCAUCGCUACCCUGCACAGCGACAGAUUGUCUUCAACGACAUCAUCACCUCGCUGGAGAAAGUACCUGUGGCUCGACAAAGCGCUCGUCAAUUCAAAGCUCACGAAGGAAAGUCAAUUCAACUGGUCUCGGCUUUACUGAUGCGACUCGUUCAAACUAGUGCUACGAGGUCUACGAGCAUUAGAAAGCAUGUCGACUCACAGCCAAAAUCAACCGAGGAUUCAUCCGAGGAAGACAAUGAUUCUGUGCGGGAAUCUUCACCGGUCAUGGCAGUGCAACAUGGUGACAUGGAAGUAGACGACGAUCUCGACACUGAAGCUGCUAGCUACGACCUUCGCAAGCUAGCUGAACCGCUGUACUCCAGUGCCAUGACAGACGCAUCCUACUUAAUCUCGUACCUAGUCAGUCGAGCGCAAAACACAACGAAGUCUGGCGACCAGCCGUAUAGAAAAUUGCUUGAAAUUUUUGUUGAAGAUUUCAUCAGUGUGCUAGGGCUUCCCAUGUGGCCGGGCGCGGAAAUGCUGCUUAGAGCGCUGUUGUCGAAGCUCUUCCGAAUCUUGAGCGAUGACAAGUCCUCUGGACCGGCUAAAAAUAUGGCACUUGAGAUUUUAGGCACGAUUGGAAGCGGUAUCAUCGAUCUACAGAUGUUCGUUGAGCAUGCAAGUCACACCGCUGAAAGCAGUGAUUCACCAUUGGGUGCCACGCUGGCCAAAAUUGCAAGUGAUUAUUUGAACAACGGAGAUGAGCAGCAGGUCAACAAGUUCCGUGGACCGUAUCGUGUCAUGAUGGAGUAUCUCCAUUCGCAGUCAUUGAGUGAUGCCCAGGCGCCAAGCGCACGGGGUCUCCAUCUUACACAGUGGGCCAAGACUACGCUCGUGUACAUGGACCGGGAAGAUGAAAAUCGACCAGAGGUCGCAGCAGACCUGCCUAUGCAACUUCGAAACAUGAUUCUCGACUCAGAGUGGCUGCAAAACAAUUACGAUGCGGUUGAGACCAGCAUCACUCCAGCUCAGGCACGUCUUGCCGCGUCUAUCAUCACCAUCGCUUCGCCAACGGGCCAACAUCUAGCAUCUAUUCUGGACAAUCUCGUAAAAUUCAUGACGAGCCCCCAGAGUAAUCUCAAGAGCCGAAGUCUUAAGAGUGUGACUGAGCUUAUUGAGAAGGACCCCGCAAUCUUGGAAAGAAACAGAUCAGUUCUCCACAGCAUUGUCAAAGGCAUGCAGGAUUCGUCACCACAAGUCCGCGAUUCUGCGUUGAUGCUUCUUGACAAGUGUCUAGUGCUCCGACCCAAGCUUGCUGACGGGUUCGUGUAUUCGCGCAUCAUUCAGCUUGCCUCUGAUGAAUCCAAGUCUGUUCGCAAGCAUGCGAUGAAGCUCUUGAAGGAUAUCUAUCUGCGCUCCAAAGAUCAGAAUCUUCAGGCCCAUAUUUCUGCGGCCCUGAUGGCCCGUAUCCACGAUAUCGAGCCAAACGUCGCGGAGAUGGCGCAACAAACUUUUGAGGAACUCUGGAUGGUACCAUUCUAUCGAACGGCACGCAAAGAUCCCGUACAACGCGAGAUGGAGCUGAAGGCUCAAGUCGUGCUCAUCGUCAAAACGGUUCAGCGUGGUGAAGACGCCGUGCAAGUGCUGGAUACGCUUCUGCACAAUGUACUCAGUCCAGAGUCGAAAACUCGCAGCGCAAACCUUGAAGUCUGCAAGGACAUGGUGCGACUUAUAUUUGAUGAGAUCAUAGACAACGAAGAGCGACCGGAUCGCCCGUCACAGCAGCACCUAGCACAAGCCCUAACGGUCUUUGCCAAGGCAGAGCCGAAAAUGUUCAGCAGCAAUCAGCUGAAGCUCUUGGUGCCUUAUCUGCAGAAUCUAACAAGUAAUGAACAUUUGCUGUUAUAUCGAUUCUGCGCUGUGAUAAUGCGAUAUGUCGUUCCCACGCUGUCGGCGGCAGAUCGUGAUCUUCUUCUCGAGAUACAGGCCAAGCUGAUGGCUCCGAUUUCGAAACUACCUAAAGAGGAGCUGGCCGAGGCGGCGGCCUGUCUCUGGGUACUACACGGCAUUGUAAAGAACGAGAAGAUCGUUGCCCUCAUGCGGUCGGCACUUGUGCAAGUCAAUCAACGCAAGGAGCUGGACUUUAAAGAUCCAGCAAAUGAGAAGGCACUUAGCCAUGUUAGGCGUUACAUGGCGAUUGUUGGCUUUUUCGGUCGUGAGUGCAAUGUCGACGAACACGCUGAGCUAUUCAGAGCAGUGCUUCCCUUCUGGAAGGGCAAAUCUGUUUCUGGUUUGAUCAUCGACCUCUUCUGCCCGUUUACGAGGCAGAAGUAUCCUGAGCCCCUGAGAGAAUCCGCAUUGGAUAGUAUCGCUACUGUUUGCCAGGGAUGGCCGCAACACUACCAACGACCUGACGUCAGCACUGCGUUUGAUCUCGUGUUCCGCAAUGAAGACCGACGAUUCAUGCAGGUCGUACUCAGUGGCUUCUUGUUGUUCUUCAAACAAGAAGAAAGGAAGUCGGAGACUGGCGCGGAGACUAAGGUUGGUCAGGGCGCAGCCAAGGGCCAUGAACGUCUGCAACAAUCCUUCAUUUCCGGAGAUGGCGAUGCAGGAGCCACGACUAUUGCUCAGAAAUUCCUUCCACACAUUCUUCGGGUCGCUCGCUCUUCUCUUGAUGACCUUGCCUUGACGGCUACGCAGGUCAUUGCAAGUAUUAGCCGUCAGGGCCUUGUGCAUCCCAAGGAGUGCGGAAUCACCCUCGUGGUAUUGGAAACGUCAACAAACAAAACAAUAGCGGAAAUUGCAUACACAGAACACAAAAUCCAACAUCAACGUCAGGAGAACGUUUUCGACAAAGAGUACAUGCGCGCUGUCCAACAGACGUUCGAGUAUCAACGCAAUAUCAUUCACGAUCCUCGCGGUGUAACUUUACAGCCUACGCAGCCGAAAUUGCACAUGCUUUUUGACGUCUUAAAGAUUGGAAGCGGGAAGGUACGUAAGCGGUUCCUUGGAAAUCUUGUUCAGCGUAUGGAUUUCGAGCUGCCAAAGCUGGAACUUGAUGGUGAGAUUCCAACUGCUUUACUCUUUGCGCGGUUCGUUUUGGAGAACCUCGGGUUUUUCGAUUAUGUGCGCAUUGACGAACUGCUCCACCUUGUGUCGUGCCUCGAGAAGCUCGUUGUUCAUGGCGUCGGUACAACCGUGGCCCACGCCAUUGAGGUUGAGAUCUUGAAGGUACAACUACCGCAGGGUGCCCAUGGGGCAAACACUUCUUUACCAACCGGAGCUGAUCCCGGAUUGUUUUCGAUUCAAGACCCGCAAAAUCCUAUCGCCGUGCCCCUCCCUACUGCUGAGCGCCUCAAACACCUGACUGUCGCUUCUAUGAUUCUGUCAAUGGUCUGGGAAACGCGCACGCAUCUACGACAACUCUGGGGUUUGGCGAAGCAGAAUAAGAACGGUUUUAAAACGCAGGCCAAGGAUCUUAACAAACCUGCAACGAAGACGCCGUUCUACAGAAGUGAGCUGUUGGAGAAAAUCGAAUCCAUCAUGUCUUCUCUAGAUGAUCCUUCAGCGAUGAUUGCGCAGUGCAAAAGCUUUGCCGAAAUUGUUGCAGUGGAUCAAGAGCACAAGAUUGCUUCUGACGAAGAGAACGAUGAAGCUGAGCUUGCUAAACAAGCGGCUGGGUACGAGACUCCUGACGAAGAUCGAGAAACAGCCAGCAACGCCGGCAGCACUGGAAAAGGCAGAAAAAGAAGAGGCUCUGUGGGCCCCAUGGGAACACCUUCUGCUAAGAGAACGAAGAACAUGGGAGAUACGCCGAAGAAGAAGCAUCGGCCACAGGGUUUGCAAAGGAUGAAGAGCAAAGGCGGCAGCACAGAUGAGGAUGACGACUUCUGAGUCGAGGUUCAUUUUAGAGCAAAGAAAGCCAAUUGCUCGCGGCGUUUUGGUCGACUAUAUUGGGCAUGGCUAAGGAGUGAAUUUUGGCAGACGCUUAGGCGGAUCUCCUCACUCGGAAAGUGAAGUGACAUUGACACUGUAUUUUGAUACCCCAUAACAUUGCUGCGUGAACGGCGCUGGCGAUAUGAAUGCAAUUGAGA